Molecule: messenger RNA, 4451 nt
Organism: Ornithodoros turicata
Lineage: Eukaryota; Metazoa; Arthropoda; Arachnida; Ixodida; Argasidae
Gene: Nadsyn
Product: glutamine-dependent NAD(+) synthetase-like
Exons: 18
Coding region: 385-2694 (769 amino acids)
Biological process (GO): NAD+ biosynthetic process
Cellular component (GO): cytoplasm
Molecular function (GO): ATP binding; glutaminase activity; NAD+ synthase (glutamine-hydrolyzing) activity
Source: RefSeq, a predicted model, not a curated record
UAUUAAUCCACCCAUCCAGGGCGCAUGCGCAGAUUCUUUCGUCUCUGCAAACACAACUCAAAAAUCGACAAAUUAGUAAUCCUUCCCAUUUUAAUUAAUGUGUCAAGCUUGUUGCAAAGGGAAAGCCGAUGUCAUUCCAUCCAUCCGAUCCGAAGAGAUAAGCCCGAUAAGCCACAAGCGGUCACAAGGCAAGGUGCCUUCGACUGGGCAGCUGCACGGGUGCAAACCAAAACCAAAUUAUCGGUGCAAGCAUUGCAAGUGGUGCAAGUUCCUGGUUCCCCUUCCCGCUGCAUUUGGUUCGGAGGGUGCAAGGAUCCCCGGAAGGUCACGGAGAAAAGUUACUCUAGUUGAAAACGACUGGCUAUACUGAAGUGUUCCGAGAACAUGGGACGAAAAGUUACGCUAGCUGUAUCCACGCUCAACCAGUGGGCCAUGGACUUCGAUGGGAAUUACAGGAGGAUCUUGCAGAGUGUCAAGGAGGCAAAGGCAAAAGGAGCAUCCUUUCGCAGCGGGCCGGAGUUGGAGAUAACGGGCUACGGAUGUGCGGACCACUUUCACGAAAGUGACACUUUGCUCCAUUCCUGGGAGGUGGUGGCAGCUCUGCUCAGAGACAUUCUCUGUCAGGAUAUUCUCAUUGAUGUGGGGAUGCCUGUCAUGCACAGAAAUGUUACCUAUAAUUGCAGAGUGAUUUUUCUAAAUAAGAAAAUUUUGCUGAUACGACCCAAGAUGAUUCUAUGCGAUGACGGCAACUACAGAGAAACACGAUGGUUUGCUCCUUGGACGAAGGCUCGGCAAGUUGAGGAGUAUUUCCUGCCGAGAAUGAUUCAGGAAAUUUCUGGCCAAAGGACAGUGACUUUUGGGGAUGCGCUGAUUUCAACGCUUGACACGUGCAUUGGGUUUGAAAUCUGCGAAGAGCUUUGGAAUCCCAGCAGCACUCACGUUACACAAGCACUGGAUGGAGCGGAGAUCAUUGUCAAUGGCAGUGGUUCCUACCACGAACUCCGCAAGAACUACGUCAUAGCUGACCUGAUAAAGUCUGCGACGGCCAAGAGCGGAGGAAUCUACAUGUUUAACAACCUGCGUGGCUGUGACGGUGAGAGAGUCUAUUAUCAAGGAUGUUCAAGCAUUGCCAUCAACGGGGAUUUCGUGACAGUUGCCAAACAGUUUGCUCUGCCAGAAGUGGAAGUGAGCACAGCAACAGUGGACCUGGAAGACGUCAGGGCAUAUCGCAACCUAGUUAGGAGUAGGGCUCUCAAGGCAGCCCAGUCUGAAGCAUAUCCCAGGGUUGUUGUGGAGUUCAGUCUAUCCCAAACCCAAGACCUGGCGCCCACUCCCACCAUGGACUGGGUUUUCCCCACUCCGGAGGAAGAAAUCAGCUUGGGACCUGCCUGCUGGCUCUGGGACUACUUGAGACGCAGUGGUCAAGGAGGAUUCUUCUUGCCCCUGAGCGGAGGAAUUGACAGUGCCAGUGUUGCCAGCAUAGUGUACUCUAUGUGCCGAUUGGUCUGCAGUGCAGUCCAGGAUGGGGAGGAAGACGUCCUAAAGGAUGUCCGUCGCAUCGUGGGCUGCCCCGAGUACCACCCACGAGAGCCUCGUGAACUCUGCAACCGUGUCCUUGUCACCUGCUACAUGGGGACAGAUAAUUCCUCUCGUGAAACCAGAGCUCUUGCCAAGGACCUGGCCAACCAGAUUGGAAGUUAUCACGUUGCAGUAGCGAUUGAUGCGGCCGUGACAGCCAUAGUGGCGAUCUUCACAACGCUUACCGGAAAACGGCCGCGCUUCCGAGCUCUCGGUGGCGGUGCUAGGGAGGACCUGGCCCUGCAGAAUGUCCAGGCAAGGGUGCGCAUGGUUGUCGCUUACCUCUUUGCGCAACUCAUGCUGUGGGUGCGAGACAGGCCAGGAGGACUUCUCGUGCUUGCCACUGGGAAUGUUGAUGAAGGGCUCCGAGGCUACCUCACCAAAUAUGACUGCUCGAGUGGUGAUAUAAAUCCUAUUGGUGGAAUUAGCAAAGUGGACCUGGUCAGAUUUCUGAGAUAUGCCCACAACGCUUUUAAGCUUUCUGCACUGAAUGACAUUUUAAUGAGAACACCAACUGCAGAGCUGACUCCACUACAGAAUGGACAGUGUGUUCAAUCAGACGAGGUGGACAUGGGAAUGACGUACGAGGAGCUAAGUGCUUUUGGAAGACUACGGAAACAGCUGUGUUGCGGGCCUUAUUCCAUGUUUGAGAAAUUGGUGUAUUCUUGGAAAGAUCCUCCCUCUCAGGUUGCAGAAAAGGUGAAGCACUUCUUCCGUUGCUACUCCAUUAACCGGCAUAAGAUGACUGUCCUGACCCCUUCCUACCACGCUGAAUCAUAUAGUCCAGACGACAAUCGCUUCGACCACCGUCCGUUCCUCUACAACGCCCUCUGGCUAUGGCAGUUCACUGCCAUUCACUCGCAGGUUAAGCUGUUGGAACUCCAGCGGGACAUUUCUUCAAACGGUCCGUCGUUGGGUCGUCAGGACAAGUCUCAGAAGGGUCCAAACCUUGCGCUAGAUUAUUCAAAUGACGGAACGGCCCCCUCCAAGGACAAGACCCCCGAAUACCGGGUCUGGAAUUUGGGUGUCUUCGUGCCAAACGUCCAAGAAAACCCUCAACUGUGCAGCGAUGAAUACAGGAAUGAAAGGAAUAACGGCGGAGUUUGGAUGAUGUGACAAAGUAACGGAGGCCAUUGUAAAUUGUUCAUCAGUCACCGCAAGCCUGUUGCCAUAUGAACCUAUUAGUAUUAUGACUGCAUAUAUCGAUGAGCUGUGAAUGCCUUGACAAGUAUUUGAUGUACUCACAACACACUUGAGCACCGGUACAGGUGUGGUUACCAGUAUGGUUCGAUCAAAGUAGCCAAUGAAUCAAGUAUUAUGGAGCGUAUUAUUAAUUGAUGAUGUUGCACUUCCACCGGGUGUAAAUUUCCUUUGACUGUUUGGAGCUGUACAGUAAAAGCACACAAAAAGGUCUUUGUUGUUACUGGUAUUUACAAUGCUGGUACUGGUGUAGUUACUGGUAUGGUUGGCUCGCAUUAAGUGGUCAACAAAUCAAGUAUUAUGGAGCGUAUUGUUAAUUGAUGAUGUUGCGCAUCCACCAGGUGUAAAUUUCCUUAGACUGUUUGGAGCUGUACACUAAAAGCACACAAAAAGGUCUGGGUUGUUGCUGGUAUUUUCAGCUCGUUUACAUCACCGUUGGCCAGUUUACCGUUGCCUAACAAAUACAUUCACUUAAAUAGUGGGGACUGUACCAAAUGCAAAUAAUCUCGAGACAUUGAGACAGUUCUUAGCUGAACAGACUUGUUUGUAACAAACUCAUAAAUAAGCUCAUGGGGAUUAGUGAUCUACCAUCGAAUUUUGCCAUGUUAACGUCCUGAGCUUUGUGACAAGCAACGUUAAAAGUCAGUGCUUGUCUGCAAAACCAUUUCUUAUGCAACAACCAGUGCUUAGGAAAUUUGUGUAUGUAUAUUAUGGGAUAUUCUUGCUUUAUCAACAAAGGCUUGAAAAUAAGGAUUUCACAAAAAUGACUGAAUGUCCCCAAAAAUAUAAAGUGUGCGUAUAAAAUUAAUUUAUUAGCUAUAACAAUUUAAGAAGCUAUUAAAUCUCACUUGCACAGCACAAAAUACUCAGGGGGUUUCAGAAAUAAAAAUGCUCCAGAGCAUGAAAAAAAGGCAUGAAGACACUCAUUUGAUAUCUCCAAAACCUUUUUUUCAUGAACAACUGCUUUGCAGGAAACAACUGUUUUGGAAACAAAACUUUUGGAAACGAACAACUUUUGGAAACAACCGAAGAACCUAUUUUCUGGUAGAGAAAGUCAAUGAUCUGUCGUGAAAAUUUUUUCUGACGUGCUUUCCUGGGUUGAGCACUUUGUUCUUACAACAGCCCAGAUAAUUGUAUUGCAUUUUUUUUUUUUUUCACAAAUGUUAUUAUAAAUGCAGUUGAGCCAUUCCAACUGUUACAAAGUCCUUCAGAAUUCAAUCUUUCUUUCAGUAAGAACUUCCUUGCAAUUCUUGCUUCAUUACUACUAAUUGGAAAAGCACUCCAUGCAUGAACCUGGUGUGCCUUGAGGUACUAACUUUGCACAAUAUUUUUGUAAAUGAGUCACAUAUUGAGUACAGUGACAGGUCUCUACCAGCUUUAUCAAAAUUUAUGGUGCUUCUGUGAAGGAGACACAAGUAACUUUUUCAUGUGUUUAUUUAGAUAUGUGAUUAUGCCACUUUAAAGAAAUGUACAGACGUUGCGGGUGCACAAAGACCACUCUGCGUACGGUACACUGAAGAUUUUACAGAAGCAUGCGUAUAUAUACACUCAGUUUUUGGCCUUGGUGACCUCUUCUGUAGCACAAGUCUCUCUGGAAUACAUCACUCAGUCGGUAAAUUACUUAAAAGUGUUUGUUGCCAUUGAAAAUAAAUAAUGUACUUAAUGAUUUUUUA